Molecule: messenger RNA, 672 nt
Organism: Oppiella nova
Lineage: Eukaryota; Metazoa; Arthropoda; Arachnida; Sarcoptiformes; Oppiidae
Source: the annotation of a GenBank genome assembly
AAAAGUUUGUUAUCUUCACAAUAAAAGUUUAUAUCACUUCUAACUGUUGAGACAAAUGCACAUUCAGUUUGAUUUGAUUCACACGAUUCAGUGAUUCUCGAGUAUAUUCGCUACACUUAACCUGUUUUUGGCACCAAUUCAUCAAUCGUUGAAUAUUUGAUUUAAAAAAUCUUUUUUAUCGCAAAAUAUUUUAUGAAAAAUAUGGCUAAUCAAAGGAGUAUUCAAAUAUAUUUAUUUGUUUUUGUGGCCGUUUUAAGUCUCAUGGCAUCGAUAGUACCCGAAGUGUCGAGUAAACCAAAUAUGGAUGAAGUGGCGAAUAUGGCAGAAGCCAUACGCUAUUUAGAGCAACUGGACAAAUACUACUCGCAAGUGGCCCGACCCAGAUUUGGGAAAAGAAGUCUAAGGAAUCUGUUGAAGAUGUCAUCGAAUAACGAAAACAGAGACCAGUCGUCACAACUUGAGUAAAACAUUUACAAUAAAAACAUUUUUCACCAAAAAUACAAACAUAUUUGUAUUUAAAGGGAUUUUCAAGUGAAGUAAAACUCGACGACUCAUUUAAAUGAACAUGAUACAUUUGUCUCUCAAUUAUUGAUUCAUUGAAUCGUUAACCGAAUCUUUUAAUUCAUUAAUGAUAUUUGAAUUAUGAUUUGAUUUUAUUUCUCGACUUUUUAU